Lingula anatina is the source of this 699-nucleotide messenger RNA. RefSeq lists its product as uncharacterized. NCBI's taxonomy places the organism in Eukaryota, Metazoa, Brachiopoda, Lingulata, Lingulida, Lingulidae. Gene Ontology annotation, cellular component: mitochondrial inner membrane. The record is from RefSeq and is a predicted model, not a curated record. Gene Ontology annotation, biological process: mitochondrial respiratory chain complex IV assembly; mitochondrial respiratory chain complex I assembly.
CUGCAAGCGAGGUCCCACAUGUUUAACCCAUGGCAAUGUUUAGAAAUGGACUUAGUAAGGUUAUUAAAUUUGUAAAUAAUGUCAGCAGAGAGACGUAUAUCGUAGCUAUUUUGACUGUCUUCAGCUGUGGUACACUGUCCACUUAUUAUGCUUGGACUCGAAAGACAAGGAGGCAUUAUGCCAUGUUUAGUGACCAAAAUUAUUACAAAGAUGCAGUAGAAAUAUUAAAGGGCUAUACACCUGCUAUUUCUUACCUUGGAGAGCCUGUCACAGCGAAACCCCUGUCACCUUUUGACCCAGCCUCUGUAGUGGGGAAUGAAUUAAGUGUUGUGAUAAAGAUUCCUGUGCUUGGUCCUAAAGGGAAAGGACAUUUGUUUUCCUUUGCUAGCAGGGAGAAAGAAAACACAAAGUUCGAAAUUUACAGGUUAGAUUUUGAACAGUAUACAAAAGAAUACACUAAAAGGUGGACAUUUUAUAUAAAUAAAAACAAGUUGACUGAAGAAAUGGAAACAAAACAGACAGUUUUGGAUAAAGUGGAAGUUAAAGAGGAAUAAAUAAUUGAAGAUAGCAAGGAUAUGAAGGGGACAUCAUAUUUCCUUUUUUCAGAGGCAACAUAUUUAAAAAAAUUCCUCCAAGUAAACCUGUUGCAUUGUUCAUGCCCAUUAAUACAGUGUUUAUAAAAUGUUGAAUACAAUUAAA